UGCCAUUUUAGCCUAUUUCAGGCUAGAUCUAGCCUAUUUUUAAAUGAUCUAGCCUAUAAAAUUUGUAAAUAGCCUAUAGCCAUAAAUCUAGCCUAUUUUUAAAAAUAAUUUAGCAUAUUUUUUAAUGUAUUUGUGACCAACGAAAAAUUUUAAUUUUGGUGUUCAAUGUUUUGCUGGUUCUUUUUUGCCGAUUCUUACGUGAACUUAAUUCAUAUGAUCGUGCUUUCUGAUCGAUAGACUUUUUGGAUGGUGCGAUAUGUUAUCGCAUUAUGUUAUGUGAUGAAGAGCAAGAACCGGAAAUAAGGCAGGUUUGCGUUAAUUUUGUGAAACGAUUAAUAAUGCAACUCCGUGAAAGACUUCCUGACAACUUCAAUAUUUUAAAGAAGGUCAAUAUGUUUGCAGUAGAUAAUAUACUGCGACCCCACAAAAAUAUAUUUGAUUUCAUAAAUAUUUUUGAAUAUUUUAAAAUAACUGAUAUCGGUAAAUUAAAAUCUCAAUUGGACAAAAUUCACCUGAUAAAAUGGGAAAAAACAGAAGAAUCGAUGCAAUUUUGGGCAGAGGUGCUAGCGUAUAGAGACGCAGAAAACAACAACCCCUUUAAGGCGCUUGCAUUAUUUGCCAUCCAGUUGUUUUCCCUGCCAUGGUCCAAUGCAGAGGUGGAACGAGUGUUCAGCCAAAUGAACAUAUUGAAGUCAAAAUUGCCCAAUAAAAUGGCAUUAAAAAGCUUGAAUGUAAUAUUGAGCAUAAGAUAUGGGUUACGAAGACACAAUGAAUGCUGUCAUACCUAUUCGUUGCCACAAAAGUAUCUUGCCCAAAUUAAAAACAAAGACAAAUAUUUGAAUGACGGGGAGAACGACGAUAUUGAAAGUUUGUUAACGUGUUUAAUAUAAUAAAAACAUGAAAAUUACUUUAAUUUGGCGAUAUUAUUGGAUUUUAAUAUAUAGCUCAUUUUUCAGCAUAUUUUUCUGAAUUUUAGCCUAUUCUAGCCUAUUUUUACCCAAAAUCUAGCCUAUUUGCGAGCUCAAUACCUGGCA
Messenger RNA from Drosophila albomicans, 1034 nucleotides. RefSeq lists its product as uncharacterized. The coding region runs from base 270 to 890 and encodes 206 amino acids. The transcript has 3 exons. Lineage: Eukaryota; Metazoa; Arthropoda; Insecta; Diptera; Drosophilidae. The record is from RefSeq and is a predicted model, not a curated record. Gene Ontology annotation, molecular function: protein dimerization activity.